AUGUCCAAGGCUCAAUUCUUACGCGAGUAUAAGCUCGUUGUUGUUGGCGGUGGUGGUGUUGGUAAAUCAGCAUUGACCAUACAGUUUAUCCAAUCACAUUUCGUUGACGAGUACGAUCCAACCAUUGAGGACUCAUAUAGAAAGCAAUGCAUAAUUGAUGAGGAGGUAGCUUUACUGGAUGUGCUCGAUACAGCUGGUCAGGAAGAAUAUGGAGCAAUGAGAGAACAAUACAUGCGGACCGGGGAGGGUUUCCUUUUGGUUUACUCCAUAACCUCAAGGAGUUCUUUUGAGGAGGUAUCGACUUUCCACCAACAAAUUCUGAGGGUGAAGGACAAAGAUUACUUCCCUGUAGUAGUUGUUGCCAAUAAGUGCGAUUUGGAGUAUGAAAGACAGGUUCAACCUCACGAGGGUCGAGAUCUUGCUAAACGGUUCAAUGCACAAUGCAUCGAAACUUCUGCCAAACAAAGAGUCAACGUGGAUGAGGCUUUCAUUGCCGUUGUUAGAGCCAUUAGAAGAUACCAAAAAGAAUCCGGUCCACCCCAAGCAGUGGGUACACCUGGAAAAUCAAAUACUGGUGGUGUAGGUGGAAGAUCCGAAAAAGAUGAUCAUGUGGAUAAAGGAUGUUGUGGUUCAUGUGUGAUACUUUAA
Molecule: messenger RNA, 648 nt
Organism: Kwoniella shivajii
Lineage: Eukaryota; Fungi; Basidiomycota; Tremellomycetes; Tremellales; Cryptococcaceae
Product: Ras-like protein
Exons: 10
Coding region: 1-648 (215 amino acids)
Biological process (GO): Ras protein signal transduction
Cellular component (GO): plasma membrane
Molecular function (GO): GDP binding; GTP binding; GTPase activity
Source: RefSeq, a predicted model, not a curated record